Molecule: messenger RNA, 2565 nt
Organism: Lipotes vexillifer (Yangtze River dolphin)
Lineage: Eukaryota; Metazoa; Chordata; Mammalia; Artiodactyla; Lipotidae
Gene: ESPN
Product: espin
Exons: 13
Coding region: 1-2565 (854 amino acids)
Biological process (GO): actin filament bundle assembly
Cellular component (GO): cytoplasm
Molecular function (GO): actin filament binding
Source: RefSeq, a predicted model, not a curated record
AUGGCCCUGGAGCAGACGCUUCAGGCGGCGCGCCAGGGCGACCUGGACGUGCUGAGGUCCCUGCACGCCGCCCGCCUGCUGGGGCCCUCGCUGCGCGACCCGCUGGACGCGCUGCCAGUGCACCACGCGGCCCGCGCCGGCAAGCUGCACUGUCUGCGCUUCCUGGUGGAGGAGGCCGGUUUGCCCGCCGCGGCCAGCGCGCGCAACGGCGCCACGCCGGCCCACGACGCCGCCGCCACCGGCCACCUCAGCUGCCUGAUGUGGCUGCUCUCUCACGGCGGCUGCGGAGUGCAGGACAGAGACAAUUCUGGUGCCACAGUCCUGCAUCUGGCUGCCCGCUUCGGCCACCCUGAGGUGGUGAACUGGCUGCUGCGUCACGGCGGUGGGGACCCCACCGUGGCCACAGACACAGGCGCCCUGCCUGUUCACUACGCCGCCGCCAAAGGAGACUUCCCCUCCCUGAGGCUCCUCGUCGGCCACCACCCUGAGGGAGUGAAUGCCCAAACCAAGAACGGUGCCACGCCCCUGUACCUGGCGUGCCAGGAGGGCCACCUGGAGGUGACGCAGUACCUGGUGCAGGAGUGCGGCGCGGACCCGCACCUGAGCGCCCACGACGGCAUGACCCCGCUGCACGCCGCGGCGCAGAUGGGCCACAGCCCGGUCAUCGUGUGGCUGGUGAGCUGCACCGACGUAAGCCUGUCGGAGCAGGACAAGGACGGCGCCACGGCCAUGCAUUUCGCGGCGAGCCGCGGUCACGCCAAAGUGCUCAGCUGGCUCCUGCUGCACGGCGGCGAGAUCUCGGCCGACCUGUGGGGCGGGACCCCGCUGCAUGACGCCGCCGAGAACGGAGAGCUGGAGUGCUGCCAGAUCCUGGUAGUGAACGGCGCGGAGUUGGACGUCCGCGACCGCGACGGGUACACAGCCGCCGACCUCGCGGACUACAACGGCCACAGCCACUGCACCCGCUACCUGCGCACCGUGGAGAACCUGAGCGUGGAGCACCGCGUGCUGUCACGGGAUCCAUCCGCUGAUCUGGAGACCAAGCAGCCUGACUCGGGCAUGUCCUCACCCAACACCACCAUGUCAGUCCAGCCACCAAACUUUGACCUCAGCUCGCCCGCCAGCACCCUGUCCAACUACGGGUCCUGCUCCUCCGGCCACUCCAGCAUCAAGGGCCGGCGCCCCCCGCGUGGGCUUCCCAGCACGAGAGCUGCAGACAUACAGAGCUACAUGGACAUGCUGAGCCCAGAGCAGGGCCUGCCCCGGAGCAGGAUGGAGAGACCCAAAGCACCACCGCCACCACCCAGCUUCCCUCCACCGUUCUCACCCCCAGGCACCCAGCUGCCCCCACCCCCGCCAGGCUACCCAGCUCCCAAGCCCCCCGCGGGGCUGCAAGCAGCUGACAUCUACACGCAGACAAAGAACAAACUCCGCCAUGUGGAGACCGAGGCCUUCAAGAAGGAGCUGAGCUCCCGCGACGGCCGCAACGGGCUGCGGAGGCAGGACUCCAGCCGCAAGCCCCGCGCCUUCAGCAAGCAGCCCAGCACGGGGGACUACUACCGCCAGCUGGGCCGCUACCCCGGGGAGCCGCUGGCCGCGCGCCCGGGCAUGGCGCACAGCGAGGAGGUGCGUGCCCGCCAGCCCGCACCCGCCGGCCGCCCGGGACCCGGCCAGGCCGCCCGCGUCUCACUCGCUGGCCCCUCCGCUCCCCCGCAGGCGGCGCUGCUCCCCGGGAACCACUUGCACAACGGCUGCGGCGCGGACCCCAAGACGUCCAGGGAGCUGCCCCCGCCGCCCCCGCCGCCGCCGCCCCUGCCCGAGGCCCUGAGCUCGCCGCCGCCGCCCGCUCCUCCUCUGCCCUUCGAGGGCUCUGGCCCUGGCUGCGGGCAGCGUCGCUCCUCCUCGUCUACUGGCAGCACCAAGUCUUUCAACAUGAUGUCCCCGACGGGCGACAACUCAGAGCUACUGGCUGAGAUCAAGGCGGGCAAGAGUCUGAAGCCGACGCCGCAGAGCAAGGGGCUGACCACGGUGUUCUCGGGCAGUGGGCAGCCGGCCUCCCAGCCCGACUCGCCGCUGCCGCCGGCCUCGCCGGCACCGUCACGGGCCCGGAGCCCCACCCCGCCGGCCACGGGGUCCCAGCCACUGCUCAACGGCAGCGUGGCGCCGGCGCCGCCUGCCACCCCUGCGCCGGGCGUGCAGCUCGACGUGGAGGCGCUCAUCCCCACGCACGACGAGCAGGGCCGGCCCAUCCCCGAGUGGAAGCGCCAGGUCAUGGUGCGCAAGCUGCAGCUGAAGAUGCAGGAGGAGGAGGAGCAGAGGCGGAAGGAGAAGGAGGAGGAGGCCUGGCUGGCCAGCAUGCCCGCCUGGAGGCGGGACAUCCUACGGAAGAAGCUAGAAGAGGAGAGGGAGCAGAAGCGGAAAGAGGAGGAACGACAGAAGCAGGAGGAGAUGCAGCGGGAAAAAGAGCAGUCGGAGAAGCUGCGGACGCUCGGCUACGACGAGAGCAAGCUGGCGCCCUGGCAGCGACAGAUCAUCCUGAAGAAAGGGGACAUCGCUAAGUACUAG